AUGACUUCUACAGAAUCACAAAUUAAUCCCGAAGAGCAACCCUUAGACGAAAAGAAAGUUAUACAAAAUGAAUUUAAAAAGAGAACAUUCAUUGAAAACCUGCGCUACAUUAAAUCUAGCGUAUCAGUUGAACCUAUCGUCGCAGGCCUAGUGAUACCUUCUAUGCUGGCAAGGCUGGCAGUCCAAAAUCUAAAUCUAGACAAAGUGUGUCGAGUAAAACAGGCGUUUGGUGACGAAAUAUGUGAUGCCCUCCUAGUGAAAAAAGACAAUUUAAGCAGUUACGAAGCAGACGUCCAAAAAGUGAUAUCUUCUAUAGAAGCAUGGAAGAGCGUGAUACAGACUGCACUGCCCACCAUCCUCGUCAUCUUUAUGGGGGCUUGGAGUGACAAAACGGGGAAUAGAAAGCUAUGUAUUCUCUUACCGCUAUUUGGCGAGUUUCUAGUUUGUAUCAGUAAUAUAAUUAGUACGUUCUUCUUCUACGAGAUUCCUGUUGAAGUGACAAUGUUUCUGGAAGCAUUCUUUCCUGCUAUUACUGGUGGAUGGGUGAUGGUUUAUCUGGGUGUAUUCAGUUACAUUAGUGAUAUAACGACUGCUGAAUCCAGAACAUUUCGUGUCGGUCUGGUGAAUCUCUGUUUGACAGCUGGAAUUCCAAUAGGAACAGCCUUGAGUGGUCUCCUGUUGAAUUUAUGGGGGUAUUAUGGUAUCUUCACAAUAUCCGCGUGCAUCUAUUUGAUAACUUUUAUUUAUGGAUACUGCUACUUGGAGUCUAAUACAAAGAAGAUUGUUGAGAAGGAAGAACCAUUCAAACUCACAAAUGUAUUUAAGUUAGUGAAGGAGACCGCACAAGUUGCUUUUAAGAAACGGGAAGGAAAUCUCAGAAAAAAGGUUAUCAUAACAUUGUCUAUUGUAGCUAUUGUCUACGGGCCUAACCAUGGCGAGACAAUAAUCACCUACAUGUUUGUGAGAUAUCGGCUGAAAUGGGAUGCUUUAAAAUUCAGUUUCUACUCCACUUAUAGCGUCAUCACACAUUCGCUAGGUGCACUUUUCUCGAUAAGUGUUUUCAGCAAACGAUGGGGUUUUCACGACAGUGUUUUAUGCCUGAUAUCUAUAGUUAGCAAAUUGGUCGGUUCUAUCUGCAUCGCGUUCGUUAGGACGGAUUUUGAUAUGUUUAUGAUACCGCUCGUUGAAAUUCUUAAUGCAACAACCUUCACGUCGCUGAGGUCAAUGGCCUCUAAGUUGGUGCGAGACGAAGAAAUGGGUAAAAUGAAUUCUCUAUUCAGCUUGGUAGAGACGCUAGCGGCGCUGCUCUUUGAUCCCACAUAUACUACGCUAUACGCACAUACAUUGACUAUAUAUACUGGGGCUGUAUAUAUGUACAGUGCAGUGUUGACUAUUCCUGCUAUUGUCAUGUUAUUGUGGAUGUUUACAAAACAUCGAAGGGAGACGAGGGCUAAGCGUAGGGAAGGAAACGACCCGGAGAAUUCACAAACAAAAUGA
Messenger RNA from Pieris macdunnoughi, 1497 nucleotides. The record is from the annotation of a GenBank genome assembly. Lineage: Eukaryota; Metazoa; Arthropoda; Insecta; Lepidoptera; Pieridae.